This is a messenger RNA of Paramecium sonneborni, 1577 nucleotides long. Lineage: Eukaryota; Ciliophora; Oligohymenophorea; Peniculida; Parameciidae. The record is from the annotation of a GenBank genome assembly.
AUGAAAGAUGCUUUUCUCUCUAAUUCCAUGAAUGUAUUAGUAAAAGAAACUAAUAACUAAUUAACAAGUCAACUUACUUUAUAUGAUUAGAGAUUGAAAACAAUAAUAAAUUAGAGUAUGUUUUUAGAAAAUAAUUGUUAGUUUUCAGAAAACAACGAAUGUUCCAAAACAUUUAUUUAUUUAUUGAUGUUAAUGAUAACAUUAUUCAAACUCAGACCCCCUUUUACUGUCCAUCACAUAUAUCGUAAGCAGAAUCUAAAUCUUUCUUUUGCCUUAUGGCAUAUUAACAUGAUUAAUCUAACUAUACUAAAUUAUCAACAACAAUCAAAAAGUAAUUUUAGGUCAUUUCAAUAUUUCAUGAAACAAUAUUGAUGUUUGACACUUCUUCAUUUAUUGUUACUGGCAUUGCUUAUACAUCAAAUGAUGAAAUCCCUAUUUUAGGCACUUGGCCAGCCUUAAAUUCAACAUUAUCUUAUAAUGCACAUCAACGUUCUUGGUAUCUAAGCCAUACUAAAUAAAUGGAAAAUGGACAUUAAUAUUUAUAUAGUGAUUUAUUCACAACAAUUAUAGGUUCUUACACUAUUGCCAUAUCAUAGAAUUUAACUGAUAAAAAUAAUAAUUAUGCAGGAAUUGUUUUUAAUUUAAUGGAUUUUGGGGUCUUUAAAAAAAAUUUCAAUGCUGAUUAUAUUUUAGCUAAUAAUAAGGGUUAAAUUAUUAUAGGAUAGUUCAAUUAUCCUGAAAAUACCACUAAACCAAUCUUCUUUUUUAAUGAGACAAUUACAGGUUUUAAUUAAGUUGAUUGGGAUUCAAUUCAAAUGAUUAUUAAUCAUCCUUACCAAUAAUAAGAUGUUUAAUCUCUAAACAAUUGCUCCUAAGAUGUAUCAAACUACUUAUGCAGAUACAAUUCUUUAUACAAAUAAGAAGUUCUUUUAAUUGCUAAAUAGCUUGAAUAUCCUCCAUAUCCUCCUCAUAUUGUAAUAAUGUAAUUAAUUCUAAUAUUAAAAAGAUUUAAAAAUAUGACUGAACUUUAUCAAUAAGUGGAUAGACUCAAUUAAGAUAUAUAUUAUUUGUUUGGCCAAGAAUUUAUUAAAGAUAUUUAAAUUUUGAGUUUAGUUGCUUUAGGGAUUAUUUUAAUAUUUUUAGUAAUAUUAAAUUAAAUAACUAAAUCUUUAAACCUAUUAAUCAAAUAUUCUAAAUUUUAGUAGAAUAAUCUUACCUAUUUAAAAGAACAAUAAUAAAUUCAACAAUAAAUUGAAGCCAUAACUAAUUUAUAUAAUUUUAAACAAAACUUAAACAUGAUCAAACAAUCUGAGAAUGCAUUAGAUUAAUUAACAUUACAGUAUUUUUGUAAUCAUCUUUUUUAUGACAUAGAAUUGUUAUCAAUUUUUAAAGGUCAACAAGGUGAAUAUAAAAAAUCUGAAGAAUGUCUUUAAUUAGAAUCUACAUAGUAUCCAAAAACUAGAUUCUACUUAAAGUUCAUGAAACGUUACUAUUUGUAUGAUUAUCAAGCUAGUAUAGAUGAAAAAACUGUUAAUCAACUUAUAUAUUAUUUUUUAAAUAAAAAAUAGAAAUAUUGA